Messenger RNA from Quercus lobata, 2408 nucleotides. RefSeq names its product probable galacturonosyltransferase 7. The record is from RefSeq and is a predicted model, not a curated record. NCBI's taxonomy places the organism in Eukaryota, Viridiplantae, Streptophyta, Magnoliopsida, Fagales, Fagaceae. The transcript has 10 exons. Gene Ontology annotation, molecular function: polygalacturonate 4-alpha-galacturonosyltransferase activity. Bases 161 to 2197 code for a protein of 678 amino acids.
GGAGCAGAGGGAAAGGGGGGAAAAGAAAGAGUGGUUUUAGUGUGUGAUGAGACGAGUAUUGGCGGUAAAUUGGUGGAGGAGGUGGUUGAAAUUGUUCCAAUAUUAAUAAACACACAUUCUACGGACACGGUGGUUGCUUCUUGGAAAAAAAAAAGAGAAAAUGAAGGGCGGGGGUGGUUGGGGUGGUGGUGGCGGUGGAUUGGGAUUAGGGUUGAAAAGUCAAAGGCGAUGGAGAGGGCUUGUUAUUGGAGUGCUGGGACUCGUUAUCCUCUCCAUGCUGGUUCCUCUUGCCUUUUUGCUAGGCCUUCACAAUGGCUUUCGCCCUGCGCCUCCGGGAUAUUUGCCUGAACAACAAACUUCAGCUUCAAAUGGUUUUGGAGAAUUGGACCACGACCAUGUCAGAAACACUUGGAACGAGUCUGAGGUAAUGCAUCUUAGUCACACCAUUAGGCCAUAUUUGCAGAUUUCAUUUGGAUGCUGUACAAUUUCAUUCCUAAAAACUUGUUCAUGGGGGAUCAAUCUAGCCAUGUACGUGAACUUAUUAGAAAAUUGGGACCUACUCUUCCAAAGGUUCAUGCAUAAUGCUCUGAUGGAUGUUCUUAGAGACUUUACCAAUGAAGCAAAGAAUAAAACCAUUGGUAGGGGUUCCGUGAACGAUAGUCAGCCAAAAGAAGUGCCUCCGCGUGGCUCUCUGCAAUCACCUCCCAGUGCAAAUAAUACUAAAGUUGGUGCUGUAAUUGAAGUCCCCUUAUAUACAAAAGAUGUACAUGAUGUUGGAAAAUUAUGUGAGUUUAAAUUUGGUAGUUAUUGCCUUUGGCGUAAAGAACACAGAGAAGAUAUGAAGGAUUCUAUGGUGAAAAAAUUGAAGGACCAAUUAUUUGUAGCUAGAGCAUACUAUCCUAGUAUUGCAAAACUUCCAAGACAGGACAAGUUGUCUCGUGAAUUGAAGCAAAAUAUUCAAGAACUAGAGCGUGUUCUUAGUGAAAGUUCUACAGAUGGUGAUCUUCCACCACAGAUUGCUAAGAAGUUACAGAUGAUGGAAGCUGCAAUAGCCAAAGCCAAAUCAUUUAUUGUGGACUGCAACAACGUUGACAAGAAAUUGAGACAAAUAUAUGAUAUGACUGAGGAUGAAGCUAACUUCCACAUGAAACAAAGUGCCUUCCUCUACCAACUUGCAGUCCAGACUAUGCCAAAGAGUCUUCACUGCCUGUCAAUGAGAUUGACAGUAGAAUAUUUUGGAUCACCUUUAAAUGACACGGAACUCUCUUUGGCUCAAAAAUAUUUAGAUCCUACGUUGCACCACUAUGUCAUAUUCUCCAAUAACGUUCUUGCUUCAUCAGUAGUAAUCAACUCAACUGUUAUGCAUGCAAAAGAAAGCAGGAACCAGGUUUUUCAUGUGCUUACAGAUGGGCAGAAUUACUUUGCAAUGAAAUUAUGGUUUCUGAGAAAUACUUACAAGGAAGCCACAGUUCAAGUGUUAAACAUUGAACAUCUUAAGCUGGAAAGCCAUAUCAAGGCAACUCCAUUGUAUCUUUCCCUGCCUGAGGAAUUUCGUGUUUCCUUCCUCAAUGUUGAUAGUCCACCAAUGGCUCCUAUUAGAACAGAAUACAUAUCUAUUUUUUCUCACUCACACUAUCUUCUCCCUGAAAUAUUCCAGAAUUUGAAGAAAGUUGUGGUUCUGGAUGAUGAUGUUAUUGUGCAGCAAGACUUGUCAGCACUAUGGAGCCUCAACAUGGAAGGGAAAGUUAAUGGCGCUGUGCAGUUCUGCUCAUUGAAGUUGGGUCAACUCAAGAAAUAUUUGGGUGAAAACAGUUAUGAUAAAAAAUCUUGUGCUUGGAUGUCUGGAUUGAAUGUAAUUGAUCUGGACAGGUGGAGAGAGCUAGAUCUUACUGAAACUUACCGAAAGUUGAUGCAUGAGCUGACCAUGCAUGAGGGAUCCAGUGAAGCUGUUGCAUUGCAUGCAAGCUUGCUAAGCUUUCAGGACCUAAUUUAUGCCCUUGAUGGUACUUGGUUACUGUCUGGGCUAGGACAUGACUAUGGCAUUGAUAUCCAAGCAAUUUCAAAAGCUGCAGUUUUGCACUAUAAUGGUAACAUGAAGCCUUGGCUCGAGCUGGGAAUUCCAAAAUAUAGAGGUUACUGGAAGAAGUAUUUGAAUCGAGGAGAUCAGUUCUUGAGUCAGUGCAAUGUAAAUUCAUAAUGUGCUGAUGGUGGGAAUUCAAUCCUUGAGAUUCCUCCUAAUAUAGUGAUCAAGAAGUGGGGAUGUCCAUUUUUGGGGUGCUGAGAAAUUUUCUUUCAGCUAGUUGUUCCAGAGAGUAUUGAGUUGAAUGGAAGAGAGGGCCAUACAAAGGCAUUGUUCAAUUUUUUUGGUAAAUAAGAGCACUUGAAUAUUUAUACUUUUUCCCUGGCAA